AUGGCAGACAUCUUCUCAUCGCACCCCUACCCUGGCCGCAAGACCAUCAACCCCAGCACCUAUCACUGUGGUAUUUGUGACAGAACCCUUGCCUACAAGGACAGAGCUGCUCAUGAUCGCAGCAAGAAGCACAGGGCUGGGCUGGACAGAGAGAAGGCCAAGGAAGCCGCCGCCAAUGGUUACGCCGAGGGCAACGAGAACCUUGACCCUAACGCCUGCCACAACUGCGGACAGUCUGGCCACAUCUCCAAGGAGUGUCCCGAGCCCAGAAAGAUGACUGGAGCUUGCUUCAACUGCGGCGAGGUUGGUCACAACAAGUCUGACUGCACCAAGGAGCCUGUCAUCACUUGCAACAACUGCAAGGCCGAGGGACACAUGUCUCGCGAAUGCCCCGAGCCACGCUCUGCCGCAAACGUUGCCUGCAACAACUGCUCUGAGCUCGGUCACUUUUCUCGUGAAUGCCCCCAGCCCAAAGACUGGACCAAGGUCACUUGCAACCAGUGCGGUCAGACGGGCCACACCGUCCGCCGCUGCACUGCUGCUCCCGCCGACUACGCCAACCAGAACGAUGAUGGCUUUGGCAACGACGGUGCUACUGCUCCCUCUGGUAACGACGAUUGGAUGAACAAUGCUGCCGACGCCGUUGCUGAGACCACUGCUGUUGAGGGCGACUGGAUGCAGGACACCACCGGCGCUGCUGCUGGUGAGGAGUGGGGUGCUGCUCCUGCUGAGUGGUAA
Molecule: messenger RNA, 738 nt
Organism: Aureobasidium uvarum
Lineage: Eukaryota; Fungi; Ascomycota; Dothideomycetes; Dothideales; Saccotheciaceae
Source: the annotation of a GenBank genome assembly